Lactuca virosa is the source of this 762-nucleotide messenger RNA. NCBI's taxonomy places the organism in Eukaryota, Viridiplantae, Streptophyta, Magnoliopsida, Asterales, Asteraceae. The record is from the annotation of a GenBank genome assembly.
AUGGAUUUAGUUAAUCGAUUAGUUGUGACCCCAAGAAAGAGUAGAUUGGCUCGUACCUUUGCCAAGGUUUUGCAUAUUCGACCUCAACCUGCAACGACGAUUGAUUAUAAUGAAGAAACUUUUCCGUUCUAUUUUGUUGAUUCAAAGCUUGCUCUUCUAUUUACUGUGGCUUCGGUAGGGAUAAACUAUAGACAGAUCGCCAACAAUCUUCCUUCACCGGAGCAUGUGGUUCCGUUGGUAAAAUCCAUUGGUGCCACCAGAGUGAAGCUCUAUGUUGUCGAUCCUAAGGCGCUCAAAGCUUUUGCAAACACUGGGUUUGAGUUUAUUGUGGGGUUAGGUAAUGAGUACCUUUCGAAGAUGACAAAUCCAUUUAAUGCUCAAGCUUGGGUGAAGGCUAAUGUUCAGUGUUACUUAUCGGCGACUAAAAUCACCUCCAUUACCGUCGGAAAUGAAGUAUUGACAUUCAAUGAUACAUCUCUAUCUGGGUGUUUUCUUCCGACGAUGCAGAGUCUACAUACUGCUCUUGUGAAUCUGAAAUUAGUCAGUCAGGUUAAUGUUACCACUGCACAUUUUGUUGUUAUUCUUCAAUCUUCGUAUCCGCCAUCGACGAGAGCUUUCCGACAAUAUCUGAAAGGAUGUACCAAAUUGCAUUACGAUAACAUGGUGUUCACUCAGAUCGAUGCGGUCUACGCCGCUCUAUCAUCGCUAGGUUACAAGAAGCUCCCAGUUCAGAUCUCGGAGACUGGAUGGCCGUCGAAAUGA